CGUGACUCCAGCGGACGCUCUUCACAGCUCUCUGUUCCCAUAAAGUCAUCGACUGCAUGUUCAGUGAUUUUUUUUUUUUUUCAUAUCUAUUUAUUAAAGAAAGUUUAUUUCGUCUGGACAUGUGACCUCGAAAAGGCCAUUUUUGUGGUAGUUUGUGGGUAAAUUCGCCGGAUGCGUUGGACAAGUGCCAUAUGUUCUGUAGAUACCAUAAUCCCAGUUUGUUGAUGGAGAGGAUUUCGAAUGACAGCCGGCACAGUGGUCAUCACAGGUGGAAUUUUAGCUGCAGUCAUCUUGCUAACUAUUGUCUCAGUUUUGUGUUACUGUAGGCUGCAGUAUUACUGCUGUAGAAGAGAAGAGUCGGAGGAGGGGGAGGACGAGGCUGACGUCGCCAAGUCAUCGCCAAGUCCACCGCGCCAACCGAGUCCACCCGAGAGUCCACUGAGCCUUCGACAUUUCCCCCAAUACGCAUCGUCCAAUCAGCUGCUAAUGACUGCAGAGCCUUUUGAGCCCAAUGGGCCAGUCAGCUUUCCUCAGUACACCCCGCGCAUGCCCUACAAGCCGCCACGCUCGUACACUUUCUGCCCCUCCUGCUCGGGGUAUCUGCCGCUGUACGUGAGCCCACAGGAGGGUCUGCACAAUGGAGGUGGCAGGGUCAGCUACAGGACUCUACAGCAGGAGGAAUUAGACCUGCCAAUGGAUACGCCCAGCUUCCACAAACUCAACCUCAUCCGCUCGGUCACCAUGCAGGAAGUGCUGACUCAUCACAGCAUCAGCACGGAUGUGUAGCACCUCGUAUUCACCUCAAAUAUCGCGUGGUUCACAUUUGUUAUGCUGCUUUCUGUACCCAUUUUAUUUCAUUAGAUCCAAUACAUCUACUCAUUUAUUUAUCAGGAUAGUCAUGUGCACUGUAAAGAAAACAAAAAAUCUGUAGAAAAAACAAUAAUGUAAUUAUUGUUAAGUUUCUGACAUUUCCUUUAACUCCUAAAAAAAAAGGAAGGUUCUAUAUAGAACCUUAAAUGGUUCUGUUAGGCAGGAACCUUUUUGAUAUAACGGGUUCUUUAGCAUUGUCUCAAGAAUCCUAGGGAUACAGAACCCCACUGAACCUUUUUUCUUAAAGUGUAAAACACAAUACAAUGCAAUGCGUAAAUUCUGGUAAAACACCUGUGAAAAUUCCCUCCUAUUAACACGACAUUGUGUCUUAUUUUUACAGACUUUUCUUAGACUGUGUACUGUAAUAAAAGCAUUUGCUUUAUUAUUCAUACCUUCCACUCUUCAUAUGCAACUUCUUAAUAGGGCUUUUUAUUGGCAUGAGAACUGGAGAGUAAAUUUUUGAUAUCUUUGAUAUUGUUUCACAUUAAUUGUCAGAUAUUUACUGCUGUACUGAAUAUAUGAUCAAAAGAUUUAUGGUUGGUAUGAUUAAACUGAAAAUGAUGCGGAUGUACAAGUUGUGAAAUGAAAAUAGCACCUGCGGUCAGUUUUACAUGUAGGACAGUGAAUUUGUGUUUCUGUUUGUGUAAUCUAUUUAAUUGACUGAUUUUAUAACUGUCUGCAUUCUCAUCUUUGUGUGUAGUGCCACUCACUUUGUAUUGAUUUUGAUCUAAAAUAACUAUGAAGUCACCAGAAUAAUGAUCUGUUAUUGUGUUUUACCUUUUCGUUUGUUAAUAAAUGCAAAAUUUGUUCAUAU
This is a messenger RNA of Pimephales promelas (fathead minnow), 1684 nucleotides long. It is a transcript of the gene fam163b, whose product is annotated as family with sequence similarity 163 member B. The record is from RefSeq and is a predicted model, not a curated record. NCBI's taxonomy places the organism in Eukaryota, Metazoa, Chordata, Actinopteri, Cypriniformes, Leuciscidae.